Messenger RNA from Trypanosoma cruzi, 855 nucleotides. RefSeq names its product mucin-associated surface protein (MASP), putative. Bases 1 to 855 code for a protein of 284 amino acids. The transcript has a single exon. NCBI's taxonomy places the organism in Eukaryota, Euglenozoa, Kinetoplastea, Trypanosomatida, Trypanosomatidae. The record is from RefSeq and is a predicted model, not a curated record.
AUGGCGAUGAUGAUGAGUGGCCGUGUGCUGCUGGUGUGUGCCCUCUGCGUGCUGUGGUGCGGUGCCGGCGGUGUCUGUACUGACGAGGUGGUACCUGUUGACGAGCCACCUGUUAUUUCUGCGAGUGGUGGUUCUGGAGCUGCCGACAAAGACACUGGUCGUACGGUGCCUGGUGGAGCGGAAAACCUUUCUGCACAGCAAUCAAAGCUGCAGAAAGUUGGGGAUUCGUCACCCGGGAUAUCGUCAUUGGAAGCUGCCUCAGAGAUUGAAUCAACAAAAGAGCAGACGCAAUCCGACCACGAACACAAGGAUCCAGUGACACCUUCACAAUCAUCGGGAGAACAGCGGCAAGAUGAACAACAUGAAGGUCCACCAGGGAAACCGGGGGCGUCACUCGGUCAAGAGGAGAGGAAGCAUGCAUUAGAUGGAGUUCCAGAGAGAAAUGAUCCGCCACCUGUUUCAAGUAACAACAAUACCGUCAGCAGUAAUAGUGAGGAGCGCACAGAAGAUACUCCGAGAAGUACUGAAAUUAUUGUUGCAGCACCGUCAGAUGAGGGGCAGGAAGAUGAAAACGCCACUCCUUCCUUGGAACAACCUCGGGAAACUUCCACAGCCGCACCGGCCAUUACCACUCAAACAAGUUCCACGACACCGACUGACGUUAGUGAGAGCAACACCGUCAAAAUGAGUGAUGCAUCACAACAAACAGCAAAAACAACCACCGCUGCUCAAACAAAUCAUACGGCGACACCUGGCGACAAUGACAGCAGCACCGCGGCCUCCCACACCGCCUCCCCUCUUUUGCUUCUUCUUCUUGUUGCGUGUGCGGCUGCUGCUGCGGUGGUGGCCGCGUGA